AUGCCUUCCACAGAGCGCGAUCCCUCUGUAGCCUCGGCCUCCGACCACGAGGACCCACCAUCAACCACCCACUAUUCCCUGUCGCGUGCCGUCAAUGCUAGAAAGUCGGAAUAUGUUAGGCCUCACAGUAUACGAAUCAAGGUUGGCUCGUGGAAUGUUGCUGGCUGUCCAGGCACAGACAAGGAUCUAGCCAGCUGGUUUGUUGAUGGCGAGGGAGUCGAGCCAGGCUUCGAUGCCAACGUCGCGAGGUUGAACCUAUCCGAAAACAAUGCCGUGGACGAGGAACACUCACAUCAGAAGGGAGCCUCAAGGACGGAGCAUGGAUCAUCCAAAGGCGGCCAGGAUGACCAGCCUUCGGCAGAUGGCAAGAGCAAACCAGAUGACAGCGAGGAUGAGACUACAGUCAGACUGGUGGGAGGUGACAAGAUAGGGCUCUACGUUCUUGGGCUGCAAGAGAUUGUCAGUCUUAACAUGGUCCAUCAGUCCUUCUACUCCGAUCCUAGCUCCAUUGCGAAGUGGCAAGACGCCCUCGAAGCCGCUUUACCCAAGGACUACACGCUCAUCUCAAGCCAGCAGCUCAUCGGGCUUCUCUUACUCGUAUAUGCGUCUCCUGAAGUAGCUGCGACUGUAUCGAAUGAGUCUACCGUUGCAGUUGGUACAGGCCUCUUGGGUUACAUGGGGAAUAAAGGAGCCAUCACUUCCCGGAUACUUCUAGGCGAAACAACCCGCCUGGUCUUCUCCAACUGCCACCUUGCUUCAGGGCACGACCAGGCCAGUCUUGAUCGAAGGUGUUGGGACUACAGCAAGAUUAUCUCCCAGACCAAGUUCGCACCCGUAAGCCACUUCGGCGUCUCGGAAGAAGAAGGAGAGAAGAUAGGGGAGGAGGAUUUCACCUUCUGUUUCGGUGAUCUCAACUUCCGACUCGACGGUUUACCUGGGGACGAUAUACGGCGCCUACUCAUGCUACACACGCGCGGCGAAUACGAUGUCAGCAAGAAAGACACCCAGGAACGGCUAGGUGAUGAUGGUGUGAUCAUACUACGCAAUAAUGAAGAUAGCGAUGACGACUCGGAUAGUUCAAAGACACCAAAGAUGGUGUCGAGGGAAGCUUCCUUCGAUAGGGACAACAAUGACGAUAUUUCGAAGCUGACAGACCCUGACGACUUCGCGCCAGAUCCACAUGAUGAUCCGGCAUCUUUGCAAGCGACUCUCGAUUCCCUGUUACCACAUGACCAGCUCCAACGAAUGAUGAAAGAACGCAAGGCCUUCCACGAGGGGUGGAGGGAAGGAUCUAUCACAUUUCUUCCCACAUACAAGUACGAUAUUGGCACUGUAGGCCUCUUCGACUCUUCGGAGAAGAAGCGAGCACCUAGUUGGUGCGAUCGGAUUUUGUAUCGCACGCGCAAAGACCUCGAGGAUCACGAGAAGAAGUUCAAGGACGAGAUCGAAUCGAAGAAGAAAGACGAAGAUAUGAAGAGCCGGGGCAUCGACCAGGCCGCCGAUGAUGAGAGCGUUCUAUUUGACUACGACCCUGCUGCGGAUUCAAGCACUGAUCAGUUGGCCGCGGGCGACUCGACUUACGAUUACGAUGAAUAUGACGAAGGGGAAGACGACGCGGAGCAGGUCACGACCAAAGAAGGCUUCACUGACCAAAUCAAAUUAGACCUCUACACGAGUCAUCAACGAAUUAUGUCUUCAGACCACAAGCCGUUGGUAGCCAUGUUUACGUUGAACUACGAUGCCAUAGUGCCCGAGCUGAAAGCCAAGGUUCAUGCCGAAUGUGCAAGGGAGCUUGACCGAGCAGAAAACGAAGGGCGUCCAGGCAUCACCAUCGUUGUAGAUGGGCGAGAUUCGACCGGCGCACACAAGAAUACUACGGACGGGAGCGCAGGUAUUGAUUUUGGCGAGAUUGGGUUUCUCCGCAAGAAGGCUCGAUCCCUCACCAUUGCAAAUACGAGCCGUGUUUCGGCAAGUUUCAGCUUCAUAGAGAAGCCUAAUACCGAGGGAGACGAAGUGAGGAAGAUUGAGUGGUUAGAGUUCAGUUUUGUGCGCUCUGUGGGCGAGGGCCAUGACGACGACGAGAAGCUGGGUCAGCUAGGCAAAGACAAAGAGGUCACACUCGAACCUGGGGAAACCAUCAACGCAGUCAUACAGGUCCAAGUUCACGAUCUCGCUCACGUGAGGAUGCUCAACGAGGAUUCAUCGCCCCUGGAAGAUGUCCUGGUUCUUCGCGUGGCCGAAGGCAGAGACCACUUCGUGCCGGUCAGGGCGACAUGGCAACCUUCAUGUUUCGGCAGAUCUCUCGAAGAACUAAUACGCAUCCCACGCGGUGGUAUAAGGGAGUUGACGAAGGAAAGGCAAAAAGGAGGGUCGGUACCACACUCUCUCGAUGUGCAUCAUUCGUCACCAACCGAGCUCUUCAAACUUACAGAGGCUGUCGAGACUCUCACCGAGCGAGUGAUAGCCGAUGAGAACAUGUUGGAAGAAUGCAAGGUACCCCGGGAGAAGCCUGGCUGGCCAUUCGAUGAGCAUUCGUGGCAGACAAGUGAGGACGAGGAUCGCCCGGACCUGCGAGCUGCUAUCAUCGAAGCCUUGGAAGAGGACAAGUCCGUUGUGGAAACACUCAAGGCCGACGUGCCGUCAAUCAAACGUCUAGAGGUCGUCAGCGAGGUAUUACUAUUAUUCCUUCGCAGCAUGACCGACGGAAUCAUCACGGCGCCUCUGUGGGCAAAGAUCGAGCAAGCUCUCCCCAAUGUGGCGAGCCCAAAAGCCCCCACGGAAAUCGAAGAGGCCAAGACGGCGAUUCUCGACAUACUGUCCGCAUCACCAUACUACAACAUAUCGUUUGUCUUCCUCACAUCGACGCUGGCACGAGUGGCGAACGAGCUCAUGCCGCUCAAGAAAGAGGAGAUCGAAGCCUUGAGGACGCGCAAGCCGGGAACGUCGGGCAAGCGGAGCCUGAGUCUUCGCCGCAACAACGGGUCGACAAUCGACGAGGGGAACAUCCAGAGACGACUUGCCUGGGAGAGAAGGGUCGCCGAGGUCUUCGGCGUAGCCAUCUGUCGAACUUCCGUGCCGAGUAGUGCCAAGGAGAAGAAGGCCACCGAGGACAAGAUGAGAGGUGUUGUGGAGGUUUUCUUGCGCUGGGAUGGGGCAUGA
Molecule: messenger RNA, 3159 nt
Organism: Anthostomella pinea
Lineage: Eukaryota; Fungi; Ascomycota; Sordariomycetes; Xylariales; Xylariaceae
Source: the annotation of a GenBank genome assembly